GCGCAGCGCGGCACUGUAUGGCUGCCGUGCUGGGAGUGACCGGCUGUGGCACAGCAGGCAUCGCGUUGGGAGUGGCGGACCGUGGUGCUGGAGGGCCCUACUAGCUCCCUCGCCUCUCGGCUCCCCUCACGUCUGCAUCUCCUCUGCUGAUAAACGAGCGGCUCUGGUCUCUGCCUACUGUGUCGGUCUACUAGUCUAGGAGCCCCUCCAUAGCUUCCCGGAGCAGUGAUGAGGCUACGCCGCCCAGGAGCCCCGAGACACACUUCAUCAGCCGCCAGGAAAGAUAUGGGACGCGGACCAUGCGUCAGAGGCUGCCAGGGCACAGCGCCUCGCUGCUGUGGCAGGUUCCUGCGCUCGGUUCCAGUGCUGUAAGCGCUCCGUGUUACGCUCCCCCGCGCCGCAGCAGGGCUCACGGCGCCAGACCGCUGCGGACCAGCGCUGCCCGGGCCCAACCGCCUGCAGUGCGCAUGCGCUGUGCCCCCAAGGCAGCCCUGAGCCAGUGCGCCCAGCCCCGAAACCUGGAUGGGGGCAUGCGGGCGGCUGAGGCGCGGCGGCGAGCUCCGGCACUAUGCGGGUUGCGGGGCGGAGAGAGCGGGGCCUGGGUGCUGGUGCAUGGCGGUCAGGCGGCGGAUUCGGCUCCGCUGCGUUUCCUCAGGUGAAAAGCUGAUUUAAGGGCAAGUCACCUGAACCUGGAGAUGCAACCACAGCUUAUGUCAAUCAGGUGACGGUUCAGAAAGCACUUGCUCCUUGGGGGAAGAGGCCAGCUCCUUCCUGGCUCCAACCUCCUAUCCAGGCCUUGGCUCCACCAAGGUCUCCUGCAAGCCUGAUGUUAGGGAAGUGUGGAUAGAAGUAAAGGUGUCUGUGAACAUGUCCAGCAACCCUCUGAGCUGGGAAGAAGAGCCCUCAGCUGGCUGCCUCAGCCUGACCACUGCCCUGGGGCAGCUUCUGGGUAAUGCUGACACAGAGAGCACCAUGGAGUCGUUUUGGCUGGGAAAGCCCAGCUGGGAACCCAACAGCAGCGCAAGCUCCCAGCUGUGGGGCAUUUAUUUUUAGGCUGUACCUGCAGAGCUGGCACAGGGAGGGAUUUGUUCAGGCAAGGAACAGGCAGAACCCAGGAGGGCUGCAGGGGGCUGGAUCUCUGCUCACCUGCCUUGUGACGACUGAUCCCAAACCCAGCAGGGCUGGAGCUUCUCAGAAGGCACAGUUCGAGUUCCCAACAUUUAACUCUCAGAAGAGGAAGCUGCAGGUUGAGGCCAGGAGAGGAUUUCUCUCUGAGAGAGCCUUUGAUCUCUAGGCCGAGCCGAGAGGCUUCCCUCUCCUCUGUGAGCCCUGUAUUGUCCUCCCCUGCUCCCUCCCGCUCUGCCCCUGGGGAGGGAGAAGCCCAGAGCCCGGGGCCUGAGGUGCGGGGCCGCGCCGGGCGCUGGCCGCUGGGCUCCUCCGGGGUGCGCCCAAGCAGGUGGCGCUGCUGCUCCGCGCGGCCGGCGGCUUCCUGCAACCGGAUCCUCGGCCCCGCCGGAGCCGCCUCUGCCCCCGCCGCCUGCCGCCAUGGACCUGCGAGCGGAGCUGCUCAAGUCCAUCUGGUACGCGUUCACCGCCCUGGACGUGGAGAAAAGCGGAAAGGUCUCCAAAUCCCAGCUCAAGGUGCUGUCCCACAACCUGUACACGGUGCUGUGCAUCCCCCACGAUCCUGUGGCGCUGGAGGAGCAUUUCCGUGACGAUGACGACGGGCCCGUGUCCAGCCAGGGCUACAUGCCCUACCUCAGCAAGUACAUCCUGGACAAGGUGGAGGAGGGAGCUUUUGUCAAAGAGCACUUCGAUGAGCUCUGCUGGACCCUGACAGCCAAGAAGAAUUACAAGGCUGAUCGGAACGGGAACAGUGUCGUGUCCCACCAAGAUGCCUUCAAGCUCUGGUGUCUCUUCAACUUUCUGUCCGAAGACAAAUACCCUCUGGUCAUGGUGCCAGAUGAGGUGGAAUACCUGCUGAAAAAGAUCUGCACAGCCAUGAAUGUGGAGCUGAACUCUUGUGAGCUGGAAGAUUACCUGUGCCAGGAGCCACAGGGGCGAGGGGGGGGGCUGACCGUCUGGCAGUUCCUGGAUAUGGUGAACUCGGGGCGGUUCCUGCGGGGCAUCGAGCAGGAGGCCAUCAGCAUGGCUGUGGAGGAGGUGUACCAGGAGGUCAUUGAGGAUGUGCUCAAACAGGCUACCUCUGGAAGAAAAGGCCAGCUGAGGAGUGAACUGUCGGAGCGCUGGUUCAUGCUGAAGCCCAGUGUCCUUUCCUACUACAUGAGUGAGGAGCGGAAGGAGAAGAAGGGCAGCAUAGCGCUGGACAAUCACUGCUGCGUGGAGGUGCUGCCCGACCAGCGACCGGGCAAGCGCUGCCGUUCUGCGUGGAAGACCGCGACCCGCACCUACGAGAUGAGCGCCUCCGACACGCGGCAGCGCCAGGAGUGGACGCUCGCCAUACAGACGGCGAUCCGGCUGCAGGCCGAGGGCAAGAGGUCCCUGCACAAAGAGCUGAAGCAGAAACGCCGGGAGCUGCGGGAGCAGCGGGAGCAGCGCAAGGCGGCCAAGGAGGAGGAGAUGCAGCGGCUCAAGCAGCUGCAGGAGGAGAAGGAGAGGAAGCUGCAGGAGCUGGAGCUGCUCAAGGAGGCCCCGCAGGCAGAGAUAUUACUGCAAGAGGAGGAGCAAAGGCGCAGGCAGCAGCAUGAGGAGAUGCGAGGAACCCUAGAGAUCCAGCUGCGGGAGGCUGAGCAGGCUCGGGCCUCCAUGCAGGCAGAGAUGGUACUGAAGGAAGCGGAGGCCGAGCGGCAGCGCAGGCGCAUCCUGGAGCUGGAGGACAUGCAGCAGCGGCUGCAGGAGGCCCUGCAGCAGGAGGUGAAGGCACGGCAGGACGAGGAGGCGGUGAGAUACGCACAGGCCAGGCUACUGGCUGAGGAAGAGGAGAAGUUGAAGCAGCUGAUGAAGCUGAAGGAGGAGCAAGAAGAAUAUAUCAUCAAAACUCAGCGGGAGAAGCAAGUCCUCAAGCAGGAGAUGGAGAACAAGAACAAGUGCCUGGAAGAGGCACAGAAGCAGCUGGAAGAAGUGAGAGUGAACAGGCAGAGGGUGGACCAAGAUGUCAUGGCAGCCCAGCGGAAGCUGCACCAAGCCAGCACCAACGUCAAGCACUGAACGUGCAGAUGAGGCCGCAUGAUGCACCCCAUCGGGCCAGGAGACAAGCGCACUGUGAGCAGAGGAGCCUUCCCUGGCUACCAGCCCCUCCUGUCCCGACAAGAUUCCUCCCUCAGACUCAAGCAGAAGGUGGAGGAUAAAGGCAGCGACCCCACAAGGGACAACAGCAAGGAAAAUGUGAGCAAUGGUGGGGACAGCAGCAUGCCACCAUCUCCAGACGCAGACACCAAGGCUGCAGAGCCCACCACCUAGCCUGUCAGGAUGGCAGAGCCCAGCAGGGACCGCUGGGACCCAGCACGUCCUGCUGGGCACACACAGUCCCCUCUGUAUGGGGACAAGUGGGGACUAGUACAGAGCCCAGAAGUGACUACAUGCAAGGCAGAGAUGCUCCUGUUCCUUCAGGGAAGGGCUGCAGUCACGAUGUGCCUGGAGGCUCAGACAGCCCAGUCCUGGGCUGAAAGCAGCAGGGCCUCCUCCUCUGGGGCUGUGCUGGUGUGGGACGUGGACUCCACUCUCCAGUCUGGUGCCUAAAAAAAGUGCCACUGGUGGCUCUGGUCAGCACUGCCCAGGGCUUCAGUUCCCCCUUGGUUUCCAGCAAUGCUUUUGUAUCACCUGCUGUUCCCUGGGUGCUGCCAGGGGCACCCUGGUAGACUGAGUGGUGCCCGAGAAAGGCUGGAGUGGCCUCCUGCACUCCCUGAAGGUGGUGAUUGGUCACUGAUGUCACCUAGAUUUUAGCAGAAACCCACAAUCAAUAAAGCUUUUGGAGCCCCUGGCCUGCA
Messenger RNA from Pogoniulus pusillus (Red-fronted tinkerbird), 3947 nucleotides. It is a transcript of the gene DEF6, whose product is annotated as DEF6 guanine nucleotide exchange factor. Gene Ontology annotation, cellular component: nucleus; cytoplasm. Lineage: Eukaryota; Metazoa; Chordata; Aves; Piciformes; Lybiidae. The record is from RefSeq and is a predicted model, not a curated record.